Talaromyces marneffei is the source of this 387-nucleotide messenger RNA. RefSeq lists its product as uncharacterized. The transcript has a single exon. Lineage: Eukaryota; Fungi; Ascomycota; Eurotiomycetes; Eurotiales; Trichocomaceae. The record is from RefSeq and is a predicted model, not a curated record. Bases 1 to 387 code for a protein of 128 amino acids.
AUGGCGCCGAUUGACCUCGCACUCGAAUACAUACAAGUUCUAGACCCCAAAGAAAAGAUAAACUAUACUCAGAUUGCCAAGAAGUUCGGCAUCGAUCGAUCAACGCUGUCAAGGCGACAUCGCCAAAUUACGGGUUCAAAGGAAGACCAAUACUAUGCCCAAGCCCUGCUGAAUAAGGAUCAAUCGGAGGUCCUGAUCACACUAGUCAAUGGGCUUGAGAACCGUGGAGUUUCUAUCACAAGCUCGGAGUUGGCGGAGUUUGCAAAAGCGAUAUGUGGGAAAGACCCUGGGAAGAAUUGGGCUUCGCGUUGGGUGAAGCAUCAUUCUGAUAAGCUGAAUUCUCAGAAAGACAAAAAGGGGGAAGACGAUGCAGGUGACGAAGCCUAA